Molecule: messenger RNA, 1022 nt
Organism: Lytechinus variegatus (green sea urchin)
Lineage: Eukaryota; Metazoa; Echinodermata; Echinoidea; Temnopleuroida; Toxopneustidae
Exons: 2
Coding region: 270-725 (151 amino acids)
Source: RefSeq, a predicted model, not a curated record
GAAGGGAAGCAAAUUGCCUAAAGGGUAAAAGCAAAUAAAGAAGCUGAUGUUGUAUGAGAGAGGGGGUGUAUUAAGAAAACAUGAAAAAGGCAAAAUAAUUAAGUGGUAAAUCUUAGAGGUGGGUGGAGAGAAAAAAAAACAAAUAUAUAAUGAUUAUUAUAUUUCCUGAAUAAGGGAGAAAUAAGGGAGAACGCCAGGCUCUCUCAUCACUCAAAAACAGGUCCGACAUCAUCAUCAAGCCUGCAGACAAAGGAUCAGUCGUCGUCGUCAUGGACCGCCAGCAGUACAUCGAUGAAGCCAUGAAACAUCUCAAUAAUCGUUCUCGCUAUGCACUCCUUGAUUCUGACCCCACUUGUAAUUUCUCCCUACAGAUCCAAUCGACACUGAAUGACAUGAAAGACAACAAGCAUCUCUCCGAGAAGGCCCACAAAUUUCUCUCCCCUACUAAUGCUAAACCUGCCCGCUUCUAUCUCCUCCCCAAGAUCCACAAACCUGGCAACCCUGGUCGACCCAUCCUCUCAGGAAAUGGUUCCCCAACAGAGAACAUCUCCCUUUUUGUUGAUUACCACAUUAAACCCCUUGUCUCACGUGCACCCUCUUACAUCCACGACACUCCAGACUUUCUCAGGAAACUCAAUGACAUCAAGGACCAGAUACCGCAUCAUGUGAAGCCUUGGCCGCCAGUGGCCAUUCCAGUCCCCCCAUUUCCGAUAUCAAAUCUCUGAUGUCUCAUGUACUAACAAAAAACAACUUCACUUUCAUGGACCAGCACUACCUACAGAUAUUCGGCACAGCAAUGGGCACUCGGAUGGCUCCUUCAUUCGCCUGUCUCUUCAUGACCAAGCUGGAACAGCAGAUGUUAGAUUCAGCCCCCUGUCGCCCAUGGAUUUGGUGGCGUUACAUCGACGACAUUUUCUUCAUCUGGACCAGGGAGGAAGAUAGCCUCCACACAUUCAUUGACCACAUCAAAUCCUUCCACAGGACCAUCAAAUUCACUUCUGAUUUCUCCCAACAGGAAACCC